GGCCGGGCGCGUCGCGCGGCAGCCGGCACGCGCAGGCGCUGCCAUGGCGACGGCGGCGGAGGAGCGGGGCCGAGACGCGGCGCGGGAGGAAGGCCCGGACGGGGCCCGGGAUGAGGCCGCGGCCGGCGCGGAGGAGACGGUGAAGAUCAUCUGCCUGGGCGACAGCGCCGUGGGCAAGUCCAAGCUGCUGGAGCGGUUCCUGCUCGAUGGCUUGUAUCCUUGGAGCGGGGGCGGGAGGCGGCGCGGGCGGGGCGGGCGGCGGCGCGGGCCGCGCUCCUCCGUGCUGCUCCGAGCCUCCUUAACGCGCCGCAGCCGCCCGCAGCAGGUGUCCACCUUCGCCCUGACGCUGUACCAGCACCGCGCCCGCGUGGGCGGCCAGGAGGUCCGCGUGGACUUCUGGGACACGGCGGGCCAGGAGCGGUUCCGGAGCAUGCACGCCUCCUACUACCACCAGGCCCACGCCUGCAUCAUGGUGUUUGAUGUGCAGCGGAAGGUCACCUACAAGAACCUGAACAGCUGGUACAAGGAGCUGAGGGAAUUCCGCCCAGAGAUUCCAUGCAUUGUAGUGGCCAACAAGAUUGAUGCGGAUAUGAAGGUCACCCAGAAAAGCUUCAAUUUUGCCCGGAAGUUCAGUUUGCCCUUUUACUUUGUGUCUGCUGCCGAUGGCACCAACGUGGUGAAGCUCUUCAACGAUGCCAUCAGACUGGCCGUGGCUUACAAGCAGCACUCGGGAGACUUCAUGGACGAGGUGCUGCGGGAGCUGCAGAGCUUUGACCUGCAGAACACAAGCGAGGAUUUGUCGGAUAAAGGGAAGAGCUGCACUGAAGAGGAGCCCUCGUCUGCCUAGGCCUGGACUCGUAGCCUGGUUUUCCCUUGGCUCUGGACUUCUGGGGCCUGCACAGAGGAUGGUGAUGUUUCUCCUGCCCUAGAGCUGUGGCAAAGGGCAGCUGGGCCUCUUCCCUUCUUGUGGGAGCCUGCCUGGGCAGCAUCUUCAUUGGCUCAGCCCUCAGCGCUGCACAUUUCACUCAGGGCAGGGAUGGGAGAAUCCACGUGAUUCCACAUGGAUUGUCACUCAAUCCUACUGCUCCUUCAGGACAGAGCUGGCUAGAAGAAGUGAGCUCUCUUGGACCUGCAGGAAGGAUCCUGCCCAGAUGCUGUAGUGGUACCUGCUGCAGAAAACAAACACUAAAGGAUAUUUUUUACAAAGCUA
Oenanthe melanoleuca is the source of this 1210-nucleotide messenger RNA. Its product is annotated as rab-like protein 2A. The transcript has 7 exons. The record is from RefSeq and is a predicted model, not a curated record. Gene Ontology annotation, molecular function: GTPase activity; GTP binding. The coding region runs from base 44 to 847 and encodes 267 amino acids. Lineage: Eukaryota; Metazoa; Chordata; Aves; Passeriformes; Muscicapidae. Gene Ontology annotation, cellular component: Golgi apparatus; endosome.